This is a messenger RNA of Ambispora leptoticha, 1044 nucleotides long. The record is from the annotation of a GenBank genome assembly. NCBI's taxonomy places the organism in Eukaryota, Fungi, Glomeromycota, Glomeromycetes, Archaeosporales, Ambisporaceae.
AUGGCUUCGACUAAAGGAACAGACAAAGUUCUCGAGAAGAUUCAAGAGUCACUCAACAAUAAAAACUAUUAUGAAGCACAUCAAAUGUACCGUACCGUUUGCAGACGCUUAAUAAAACAGAAACAAUAUGAUAAAGCUAUCGAUGUUUUGUACUCUGGAGCGCAGUCCCUGUUGGAGCAUAAGCAAAGUGGAAGUGGGACUGAUCUUUCUUUGUAUUUGAUUGAUGCAUAUUUAGCAGAAGAAUUAAGUGUUAAUGAUGAAUCAAGAGAUCGAAUAAUUAAAUUGCUGGAACUUUUCCCGCAUGAUGAACCCGGUCGAAAACGAUUCAUUGAUGCAGCUAUAAGUUGGUCGAUUAAAACUGGUGAUAGUCCAGCUGGUGACCCCGCGUUGCAUCAUUAUGUGGCGGAAUUACUUUGGAAAGACAAAAUUUAUCAAGAAGCGGAACCACACUUUCUUGCGGGUACAUCUGCUAGUAGCGCGUCAUAUGGUAAAAUGUUGGCAGAAUGGUCGAGCCAAGAUGAUCCAAGUAAACGGGGGGCUUAUCUCGCCCGUGCCGUAUUACAAUACUUAUGUUUACGAAGCAUUCGCGACGCAAAAAUAGCAUUUGACAGUUUUGUUGCAGAAAUCUUAUCUAAAAAUCCAGGCCUAGCAACCGACACCGUUUCCUAUCGCCCAACGUUGACCGGUGACUCGAUCGAAAUAACCAUCUAUGAUAACGCCCCACUGAUUAAUUUCCUGCAGCUUUUAAUUUUGAUGGUACAACGUGAUGCGCCAGAUUUGUUUACUGCUUUACGUAAUAAAUAUAAAGAUUGUUUGGCAAUUGAGCCUUCUUUUGAAGAUCUUUUAAAUAGAAUCGGAGAAGUGUUCUUCAAUAUACAAGUGCAGCGACCACAACAACUGAGCUUUUUACAAGAUCUAAUGAGCAGUUUGUUUUCACAGCCCGGGGUUCCUGGUGGUAGCCGCACUAGUUCAAGUACUAUAGUUGGUGGCACAUCGUCAACUUCUGCAAAUAUUAAAGCUAAUCAGUCAUCAGAAUUAGAUUAA